ACUCCUUUCUUAUCCCCUCCUCCGCCACCACACUCCCCCCCUCUCUCCUCACCCUAGCGCCCCCUCCCGCCGCCGCUAGGGUUUCACCUCCCCUCGCCGCCUCCUCCAAAUCCUUCCCGAAUCUUCUACAGCCUUACGCAGCCCCUCCGCAGCCAUGAGCGAAGGCAAGGACUCCCUCGACCUCUCCGGCCUCGCCGCCGCCGUCCCCAGCGCGGCCGAGCUCAGCGCGGAGGACAAGGCCAAUCUCGUGGCGUCGAUCAAGAACACGCUGCAGGGAUUGUCGUCGCGCCAUAUGGACGUGCUCGAGAGCCUCGAGCCCAAGGUCAGGAAGCGUGUUGACAAGCUGAGAGAAAUCCAGGGCCAACAUGAUGAAUUUGAGGCAAAGUUUUUCGAGGAGAGGGCUGCACUUGAAGCAAAAUAUGAGAAGAUGUACGAACCGCUGUACUCAAAGCGUUACGAAAUUGUCAAUGGUGUGCUUGAGGUUGAAGGUAUCACAAAAGAAAGUGCAGAUGAAACCCCUGUGGAGCAAAAAAGUGCAGAUGAAACCCCUGCAGAGCAAAAAGAAGAAAAAGGUGUGCCGGAUUUCUGGCUUAAUGCAAUGAAGAACCACGAAAUCCUGGCUGAGGAGAUCCAGGAGAGGGAUGAGGAAGCUCUCAAGUACCUCAAGGACAUCAAGUGGUACAGGAUUAGUGAGCCGAAGGGUUUUAAGCUUGAAUUUCACUUUGAUACAAAUCCAUUCUUCAAGAACUCGGUGCUUACGAAAACAUAUCACAUGAUUGAUGAAGAUGAACCAAUUCUAGAGAAAGCCAUUGGUACUGAAAUUGAAUGGUACCCUGGGAAGUGCUUGACACAAAAGGUGCUUAAAAAGAAGCCUAGGAAGGGGUCAAAGAACACUAAACCUAUUACAAGAACUGAAGGCUGCGAGAGCUUCUUCAACUUCUUCAGUCCACCACAAGUUCCUGAUGACGAUGAGGAAAUUGACGAGGAUACAGCUGAACAGUUGCAGAACCAAAUGGAGCAAGAUUAUGAUAUUGGAUCUACCGUCAGAGAUAAGAUUAUCCCGCAUGCUGUUUCAUGGUUCACUGGAGAGGCUGCUCAAGAUGAGGACUUUGAAGGCAUUAUAGAUGAGGAUGAUGAUGAAGAUGAUGAUGACGAAGAUGAAGAUGAAGAUGACGAGGAAGAUGAAGACGAUGGUGAUGGAAAGAAAAGCAAGGGUGCUGCUGCAGGGGAAGGGCAGCAGGGGGAACGACCUGCAGAGUGCAAGCAGCAGUGAGGUGCUGCCUGCUGCGUAUUGAUUAUUUCCAGAGACAGUGGUUGUGGAGUGAUGAAAGUUUGGUUCUGCCUGAUGCAAUGUCAUUGAUUUGGUUUUGUGGAAACCGGAGGGGGAUUUUUUUCCGGGACAGGUAUCAUAUGGUGUUGGUAGUUUUGUCACUUGCUGUAUUGGGUUCAGAUAUUAUGUGCUCUGCUUAUGCUUUGAGUGAUCAAUGUUGCCAGUCUGGUAUAUCUUAUUGCGUGUACCACUGGCACAGUCUGCUGUAUCUUCAAGUGUGUUGUGGAGAAAUUUUGAUCUAGGGGAACGGUUAUCUUUUUACCCGACAA
Molecule: messenger RNA, 1599 nt
Organism: Phragmites australis (common reed)
Lineage: Eukaryota; Viridiplantae; Streptophyta; Magnoliopsida; Poales; Poaceae
Product: nucleosome assembly protein 1;2
Exons: 11
Coding region: 155-1273 (372 amino acids)
Biological process (GO): nucleosome assembly
Cellular component (GO): nucleus; chromatin
Molecular function (GO): histone binding; chromatin binding
Source: RefSeq, a predicted model, not a curated record